GGUCCUCUGUGUGUUUAUCCCCACCUCCCCCAAACGUUUGGAAACGGAUGCCUUGACUCAUUGGUGCAUUCCCAAGUUUUACUGCCACACAUCUUUUUCUUUGAACGGAACUGGCGUUUUGCAAGAAAUAGACCAAAUAUCAGUGGGAGUCACGGCAAAUCCCUGUUUCGCGCUGUGAUGGGUGAGACCCUGGGAGGUCCUCUUACUGACCCAGAGAGCGAGCCCUUUGCGGUCACAGCGUCUGCAAGUACCUCACAAGAAAUUACCAUGGUUGACACAGAGAUGCCGUUUUGGCCCACCAACUUUGGGAUCAGCUCUGUGGAUCUUUCUAUGAUGGAUGACCACUCCCAUGCCUUUGACAUCAAGCCCUUCACCACCGUUGACUUCUCCAGCAUUUCCGCUCCGCACUACGAGGACAUUCCGUUCCCAAGAGCUGACCCGAUGGUUGCAGAUUAUAAGUAUGACCUGAAGCUCCAAGAGUACCAAAGUGCAAUCAAAGUGGAGCCUGUGUCCCCACCUUAUUAUUCUGAAAAGACUCAGCUGUACAGUAAGCCUCAUGAAGAGCCUUCCAACUCCCUCAUGGCCAUUGAGUGCCGGGUGUGUGGGGAUAAGGCGUCAGGGUUCCACUAUGGAGUUCACGCUUGUGAAGGAUGCAAGGGUUUCUUCCGGAGGACAAUCAGAUUGAAACUUAUUUAUGAUAGGUGUGAUCUUAACUGUCGGAUCCACAAGAAAAGUAGAAAUAAAUGUCAGUACUGUCGGUUUCAGAAGUGCCUUGCUGUGGGGAUGUCUCAUAAUGCCAUCAGGUUUGGGCGCAUGCCCCAGGCCGAGAAGGAGAAGCUGUUGGCGGAGAUCUCCAGCGAUAUCGACCAACUGAACCCAGAGUCUGCGGACCUCCGGGCCCUGGCAAAGCAUUUGUAUGACUCGUACAUUAAGUCCUUCCCGCUGACCAAAGCGAAGGCGAGGGCGAUCUUGACGGGAAAGACGACAGACAAAUCACCGUUUGUUAUCUAUGACAUGAACUCCUUAAUGAUGGGAGAAGAUAAAAUCAAGUUCAAGCACAUCAGUCCCCUGCAGGAGCCCAGCAAAGAGGUGGCCAUCCGCAUCUUCCAGGGGUGCCAAUUUCGCUCCGUGGAAGCCGUGCAGGAGAUCACAGAGUACGCCAAGAAUAUCCCCGGCUUUGUGAACCUUGACUUGAACGACCAAGUAACUCUCCUAAAAUACGGCGUGCACGAGAUCAUUUACACGAUGCUGGCCUCCUUGAUGAAUAAGGAUGGGGUCCUCAUAUCCGAGGGCCAAGGAUUCAUGACAAGGGAGUUUCUAAAGAGCCUGCGAAAGCCCUUUGGUGACUUUAUGGAGCCCAAGUUCGAGUUUGCUGUGAAGUUCAACGCACUGGAAUUAGAUGACAGCGACUUAGCAAUAUUUAUAGCUGUCAUUAUUCUCAGUGGAGACCGCCCAGGUUUGCUGAAUGUGAAGCCCAUUGAGGACAUACAAGACAACUUGCUGCAAGCCUUGGAGCUGCAGCUCAAGCUGAACCACCCCGAGUCCUCCCAGCUCUUUGCCAAGCUGCUGCAGAAAAUGACAGACCUCAGACAGAUUGUGACGGAACACGUGCAGCUGCUGCAAGUGAUAAAGAAAACAGAGACGGACAUGAGCCUCCACCCGCUCCUCCAGGAGAUCUACAAGGACCUGUAUUAGCGCAGAAGUCCCGUUCGCUGACAGCUACGUUUGCCUUCUCCCGAUUGCACUAUUAUUUUGAGGGGGAAAAUCUGACACCUAAAAAAAUUACUGUGAAAAAGCAUCUGAGAAAAGAAAAGGUUUUAGAAUAAUAGAUCUAUUUUAUGCAUAUUGUUUAUAAAGAUACAUUUACAACUUACUUUUAAUAUUAAAAAUUACCACAUCGUGAAA
This is a messenger RNA of Cervus elaphus (red deer), 1905 nucleotides long. RefSeq names its product peroxisome proliferator activated receptor gamma (gene PPARG). NCBI's taxonomy places the organism in Eukaryota, Metazoa, Chordata, Mammalia, Artiodactyla, Cervidae. The transcript has 7 exons. Bases 178 to 1695 code for a protein of 505 amino acids. The record is from RefSeq and is a predicted model, not a curated record. Gene Ontology annotation, molecular function: zinc ion binding; nuclear receptor activity; RNA polymerase II cis-regulatory region sequence-specific DNA binding. Gene Ontology annotation, cellular component: nucleus. Gene Ontology annotation, biological process: positive regulation of transcription by RNA polymerase II; negative regulation of inflammatory response; hormone-mediated signaling pathway.